AUGGCCACCCACAGGAGCUCCAUCGAGAAAAACGAUGCCGUCUUUGAACACAGACCUUCUGGAGAGGCUCAUCUCGAAAAAGUGCCUGAAGCCAUCGACGUUGGUCCCUAUCGCGUGUAUGGAUUGAGCCCUGAAGAUGCCGAUUUCUUCAAUAACUACCCCGAAGAGAAGCGGAAGACGACUUUCCGUAAGGUCGACGUUCGUCUGAUUCCCAUGCUGGCUCUGCUGUACUUGAUCUGCCACAUCGAUCGCGCCAAUAUCGGUAAUGCCAAGAUUGAAGGCAUGGUUGAGGACCUAGGCAUGACUGGUGUGCAGUACAACACUGUCCUAUCUAUCUUCUUCAUCCCCUAUGUCCUAUUCGAAGUUCCCAGCAACAUCAUCCUCAAGAAAGUCAAGCGUCCUUCGUUCUACCUCGGCACCCUUACCCUCUGCUGGGGUAUCAUCAUGACCUGCACGGGACUGGUUCGCAACUUUGGUGGAUUGAUGGUUACCCGCAUUCUUCUCGGUGUCUUUGAGGCUGGAUUCUUCCCCGGUGCAAUUUACCUGACUUCUUACUGCGCCUUGUCGGGCGCCUUCUCCGGUCUCCUCGCCGCCGCCAUCGCCGAAAUGGACGGUGUCGCCGGCCUCGAAGGCUGGCGCUGGAUCUUCAUCCUCGAGGGUCUCGCCACCGUCAUCAUGGGCGUCUGCUGCUUCUUCUUCCUGAUCGACACCCCGACCCUCUCGAAGCGCUGGCUCGAGCCCGAGGAGAUCCGAUACCUGGAGCUCUCCAUCUUCAUCAAGUCGGGCGGCGGUGGCCGCGAGGAGGCCGGCGCCGGCGGCAAGGUCAACUGGAGGGAUCUCAAGAUGAACUUGACCAACUGGAGGAUCUACGUCCAGGCGUACUUCUUGGUGUGCCAGUCAGCUCUGUCGUACGGUAUCAAGUUCACCCUGCCCACCAUCACCAAGGCUAUGGGAUUCGCGAAUACGCAGGCCCAGCUUCUCUCUGCGCCGCCCUACGCGAAGAAAGGAGUCGCCUACUUCUCCGUUGUCCUCGCCGUCGUCGGCAUCUACCCCAUCCAAGCCGCGGCCGCGUCGUGGAACGCCAACAACAUCGCCCCCGCCUCACGAAGAGCAAUUGGUAUCGCGCUGAUGAACUGCGUCGGCAACGUCGGUGGCAUUGUGGGCAGCUUCAUGUACCUCGAGAGCGAGAAGCCGAAGUACCCUACCGGCUUCGGCUUGAGUUUGGCCUUUGGUGGAUCUGGAUUGAUUGUGGCUCUCUUGCUCGAGUGGAGUUACAAGUCGGCCAACGCACGCAAGGCCGCCAUUGCCGAGGAGGCGAAGACGAAGUACACUGAGGAGGAGUUGUUCAACUUGGGAGACAGGUCGCCCUUGUUCAAGUAUGUGCUUUGA
Messenger RNA from Colletotrichum scovillei, 1389 nucleotides. Its product is annotated as major facilitator superfamily transporter. The transcript is spliced from 6 exons. Gene Ontology annotation, biological process: transmembrane transport. NCBI's taxonomy places the organism in Eukaryota, Fungi, Ascomycota, Sordariomycetes, Glomerellales, Glomerellaceae. The record is from RefSeq and is a predicted model, not a curated record. The coding region runs from base 1 to 1389 and encodes 462 amino acids. Gene Ontology annotation, molecular function: transmembrane transporter activity. Gene Ontology annotation, cellular component: membrane.